UAGCUGUUAGUCUGUCAGUCAGCUGUGAACACACACACACACACACACAUACUGAAGUCUGCCGUGUUUACUCUGCCUUCAUUUAUUUAUAUAUUCUUUCAUUCAUCACACACCUGUUGGACAAAAUGGGAUUUGUGCUCACCAAGAUGAUGGCUGUGGUGUUCGGUGACAAAGAGCACAAAGUCAUCCUUGUGGGUCUGGACAACGCAGGCAAGACCACCGUCCUCUACCAGUUUCUGACAAAGGAAGCCGUCCACACAACUCCGACCAUUGGCAGCAACGUGGAGGAGAUCACCGUGCGCAACACGCACUUCUUGGUCUGGGACAUUGGCGGACAGGAGAGUCUGCGAGCCAGCUGGUACUCGUACUUCUGCAACACAGAGAUUGUUAUUCUGGUCGUGGACAGCACCGACCGGGAACGUCUGACUCUAACCAAGGAGGAGCUUCAUCGAAUGCUCGCACAUGAGGACCUACAGGGGGCGGCUGUUCUCAUUCUGGCCAACAAACAGGACAUGAAAGGCUCAAUGACGCCGGCUGAGAUCUCCCAGUGUCUCACUCUCGACUCCAUCACAACACACUCCUGGCAUGUCCAAGCCUGCUGUGCCCUGACCGGAGAGGGUUUACCUGCCAGUCUGAACUGGAUGCAGACGAGGGUUGUAGCAAACUAAGACCACCGGAUCCAAGGCGCCCCAAACUGAGCCACCCUUGAAGGCACAGGCCUGCCCUGUGUCACAUUUUAUUUAUGCCUUAUUUAGUCUUGUGUGUUGCCAGACCUACAGUACAGUAUGUCUCAUCUGAAAGUAGGCCAUCAGCACCACACAACCCCAUUCCACCCGGAAACUGGCUGAGCAUGCACGUGGAUGAACCACAGAGAAACCUGGUAGAUUAUAGGCUUUGGUCAACGAACACCAGCCAAAAUGUGAGGAAUCUGGGUCUUUGUGUUUGUACACAGCGAAAAACCACUAAGUGGUUUGAUUAUGUUUUAGUAAUCUGGCAAUGACCGCGCUUCCAUAGUCUAUAACUUGCUGGAUACAGAACAGCUCUUGAAUCACAAAGUGACUUUCGCAGAUUACCUCGCCGAGCAUCGAACACUGUAACUGAAGAGGAAGCACACAGUGACAUGGAAUCAUGCCUGAAAACAAAAGGAUUGUUUUGUUAAACCUGAACAUAUACAGUCAUAUCAUAUGUAUUAUAAUUUAUUUAAAAACGACUACAACCACAAAGCUAUUUCAUCUAUAUACUGUAUGUUACAGCUAUUUCCUGUACAGAAAAAUUAACUAGCUGCAAAUGAUUUGUAAAUGAUAUGUAUAAGGUGUACUGAAUAUUGUUAUGUGUAAUUUUUUUUUAAAUAAAUAAAUAUUCUUGUAAAAUA
Solea senegalensis (Senegalese sole) is the source of this 1372-nucleotide messenger RNA. It is a transcript of the gene arl5c, whose product is annotated as ADP-ribosylation factor-like 5C. Gene Ontology annotation, biological process: vesicle-mediated transport; intracellular protein transport; protein localization to Golgi membrane. The record is from RefSeq and is a predicted model, not a curated record. Gene Ontology annotation, molecular function: GTPase activity; GTP binding. Gene Ontology annotation, cellular component: cytoplasm; trans-Golgi network. Bases 126 to 668 code for a protein of 180 amino acids. NCBI's taxonomy places the organism in Eukaryota, Metazoa, Chordata, Actinopteri, Pleuronectiformes, Soleidae. The transcript is spliced from 6 exons.